This is a messenger RNA of Andrographis paniculata, 932 nucleotides long. RefSeq names its product ethylene-responsive transcription factor ERF014-like. Gene Ontology annotation, biological process: regulation of DNA-templated transcription. NCBI's taxonomy places the organism in Eukaryota, Viridiplantae, Streptophyta, Magnoliopsida, Lamiales, Acanthaceae. The record is from RefSeq and is a predicted model, not a curated record. The transcript has a single exon. Bases 92 to 724 code for a protein of 210 amino acids. Gene Ontology annotation, molecular function: DNA binding; DNA-binding transcription factor activity.
UUCAUCAAAACCUGACCAGACAAAUAAUCGGACAUCAUAUUAUCAUCGUCCCUUCCAUUGUUUCAAUUUAAUAAUUAUUUAUUUCUUAGCCAUGGUGAAGAACAAUACAGGUCGCCGGCAAACCUGUAAGAACAUAGCAUCGCCGUCGCCGGCGAGGAAGUUCAAGGGCGUUCGAAUGAGGAGGUGGGGAUCAUGGGUGUCGGAAAUCAGAGCUCCCAAUCAGAAGACGAGAAUCUGGCUGGGCUCCUAUUCCACGGCGGAGGCCGCCGCCAGGGCGUACGACGCCGCCCUGUACUGUCUGAAAGGCUCAUCCGCCAUUCCCAAUUUUCCAAUUUCUUCAAAAUCAGCACCAAACCCUAAUUCCCAAAUCAUGUCCCCUAAAUUAAUCCAAAGAAUUGCAGCUGAAGCUGCAGCUGCUGCUGGAGAUAAUUGCAAUGGCGAUGAUUCUGGUUCAGAUGAUUUCAAAAUUGGAAACCCUAAUCGUGAUUUGGGGAUUAUUGAUUCCAGCUGUUCUUCUUCGUCGUCGUCGUCCGAUGGCGGCGAUUAUGGGUUUUCGUUGGCGCCGGCGGCGGAUGAGGCGGCCGGGAUCUGCGCCGCCGCGUGGUACAACUUCGACUCCCCGAAGUACAACGACAGCAUGGUGUUUGAUUCUUAUUAUAAUUACAAUGUGGUGGAAGAUUGCGGCUGCGAAGAGAGUGAUAUUCGUUUGUGGAGCUUCUGCUGAUUGCCGGAAUCCGCCAUGGCCGUCGUCUCUGUGUUUCUGUUAUUUAUUUCAUUAUUUUUUAAAUUCAUUGGAGGAUUAAUUGGUGGGGAUAGUGAUCUUCAUUUUCUAAUUAUUCCUCUGUAUUGUUUCUAGAAGAUAGACAUAUAGAAAUUACAAAGAAUAAUAGUACUAAUUUUAUUACAUGUUUCUUUGUUCGAUUUUAUAUUUA